Molecule: messenger RNA, 612 nt
Organism: Verticillium nonalfalfae
Lineage: Eukaryota; Fungi; Ascomycota; Sordariomycetes; Glomerellales; Plectosphaerellaceae
Exons: 2
Coding region: 1-612 (203 amino acids)
Source: RefSeq, a predicted model, not a curated record
AUGAAGUUCCUUAGCAUCCUCUCUCUCGUCUCUUUCGCUUCGGCUGCACCUGCUCUGCAGGCCCGCCAGAACACGGCGAUUGGUACCGUGAAGAAUGCUGUCGCGACGCUCGAUAGCGCCACAAAGGGCAACAUCCAGGCUAUCCAGGAUGCCGUCGCCGAGGUUAAGAACAAUGUGGAAGCCCAGGUUGAGGUUGUUCUAAAGACCAACAUCCAGGGCAUCGCCGACGCACUGAAGAAGGCCACCGAUGACAUUGUUAAGGGGACCACAGGCGCCGGUGGUGCCAUCGGCGGGGAUCUCAAGGAUCUCACUCAGGCUCAAAUCAACGAAGUUCGUGAUGCCAUUGCUGCUGCGCAGCGUAUCCUCCGCGAUAUCGGCGCCACUGUGCGUCUGACCGCCACGGACCUUACUCCUGCCCUCAAGAGCGCUAUUCAGAGCGAGGUCGAUGCUGUUAAGGCGGCCAUCCAGCCCUUCGUCACACCUCUGACGACCUUCGGUGAGGCUGCCAAGGCUGCGAGGGCUAGCCUUGCCGUUGGCAUUACUGGCCUUUCUACCGUUAUUGCCGAGCUCGGCGGUAUCCUGUCUCGACUGAUUGCUUCGAUUGGGCUGUAA